Phycomyces blakesleeanus NRRL 1555(-) is the source of this 609-nucleotide messenger RNA. RefSeq lists its product as hypothetical. Bases 1 to 609 code for a protein of 202 amino acids. The record is from RefSeq and is a predicted model, not a curated record. NCBI's taxonomy places the organism in Eukaryota, Fungi, Mucoromycota, Mucoromycetes, Mucorales, Phycomycetaceae. The transcript is spliced from 3 exons.
AUGUCUCUGUGCAUCAAUGCUCAUUUGAACAAGCUUUCAAGAAAAAACGCCAUUGAUAAGGCAAGUGUCAAGCAAUGGAACGAGCUCUUAGAAAAAAAAAGAACUAUCUGGUUCACAUUGUCUUUCAUCAAGACUUGCAAAUCCUUGGUGUAUUUCAAGAAGCACUCGUAUUUGUAUAUAAUUGCUGUAAGAAGCAAUGUAACAAACAAGGGUGGUCCAGUCUAUUUCUUUGUGACUAAUGCAGAAUUAAUCACAACCUUGUCACAAUGGCUCAGUUGGGUUAAAUCCAACUGUAGCCUGUGUGUCAAGUGCGUGAUGAUUGACUGCAGCCCAGUCGAGAUUGAUGCCCUAGAGGAAGUCUUUGGCCAGUUGGUUCAGAUCCUUUUGUGCUACUGGCACAUCAAGAGAGCAUGGGAAAUGCACAUCAAAAAAGAUAUAAAAAUUAUUGGAGCCACCUAUGAAAGCAAGUGUGAGCAAGAUGCAGUUUGGGUAACCCUCAACUUACUGAUACAUGCCAAGACUAAGGAGGCGUUUGACCAGAAAUACAAGGAAUUUGUUUCCAAGUUUGCUGGCCAUGGGAAAUGUGUGGCAUACUUUGCCACACACUAG